Wallemia mellicola CBS 633.66 is the source of this 1815-nucleotide messenger RNA. RefSeq lists its product as hypothetical. The coding region runs from base 1 to 1665 and encodes 554 amino acids. Gene Ontology annotation, molecular function: single-stranded DNA binding. The transcript has 4 exons. Gene Ontology annotation, biological process: DNA-templated transcription. Gene Ontology annotation, cellular component: RNA polymerase III complex. The record is from RefSeq and is a predicted model, not a curated record. Lineage: Eukaryota; Fungi; Basidiomycota; Wallemiomycetes; Wallemiales; Wallemiaceae.
AUGGUGACAAAGGAAGCAUCGCGGUUGUGUGGGAUAAUUUUAGAGAAUGAUUUUGGAGCUGUAGUGGCCAAAGUUGGUCAAACUGUAUUAGAAUAUGGUAGACUACCGCUACCGUUGAUAUCGCGAUAUGCAGAAAUUAAAGCUAAACAAGUUAGAGCUGCAUUGCUUAUUCUAAUUCAACAUAACUGCAUGUGGCAUUGUCAAACUGAUAACGAUGAGUUCUUUGAAACGAACGCAGACGAAAUACUGGCAAGGAUUAGAUUUGGGAGAUACAUUAGAUACGCUAUAGACAGCUAUAAAGAUAAGCUAGAAAGUAGAUGCGCCGGUGAGAUGAUUACAACCGUCUUGCUCAAUGGAAAACUCCGAUCUGGCGACAUCUUCGAGAGGAUGCCAGCAGAUAUCGAUGAGACUACGAUGAAAAAGGUCCUUGUACAGUUCCUUAACACCGCUGCAUUCACCAAAUCAACGCCAAUCAUGCAUGUUAGCCCUAGAGACAAAACAUUGCUCUAUGAGAAGGAAAUAAAAGACACCACAUACAAGAAAUCUGACAUUCUUGGUCCCAAAGAUAUAAAAAAGAUUAAGGAGCUUGCACAGGCUAGACUUCUCCAGGAAUUGCAGGUAGAACGCGGUGAAGUCCUCGAAGAUGGUACUCGCGCUGGUAUGAAGCGUAAGAAAUCAUCAAGCAAACGUGGAGAAGACGUUAUUACAUUCGACGAAAAUGCUUACUUUCGUGUAAACUACGAACAUUAUAACGUUAGACUGAGGAAUAGACUUAUCGCCGCAGAAGCAGCCAAACGCUGGAACGAACAAUCAGGGUUUAUCAUGGAAGCCUUCCUUCGUGCAACUGAGGAGACAAGAAAAGACACCCAAAAUCACGUCCAUGACACAAUCUCUGAAUUGGUUGCAAUUCACCAAGUUGCAAAAUACAUACCGCAAGAAAACACAUUAAAAAAGGGCAUAGUCUUGAGCAAUAAAGAGAAUAAUGUACAGAAGUUAGUAGCAGAAUACUGUCAAAUACUCUCGUCACAGGAUUUUCCAGGUCCCGCUGGUGCAUCCACGAGGUUCCUCCAGAAAGCGGGCAGUAGCAAGGAAUACCACGUCUGUUAUGAAACAGUAUGCGCCCGCAUAAAGAGAUCCCUCGUCGAUAGUCUGGUUAAAGAGCAAUUCGGAGACGAAGCAGCCCGAAUUAUCAACAUUGUUCUUGAAAAGGGCAAACUAGAAGAGAAACACAUAUCAACAAUCGGUCUCCUUUCUAUGAAAGAAACGAGAGAAACUAUUGGUAAAUUACAAACCAGUGGCUUACUUCAGUUACAAGAAGUGCCAAAAUCAGCAGAUAGAGCCGUUCAUCGUACUUUCUACCUCUGGUAUGUUGACCUCCCCAAGGCAUACUUAGGAUUAUCAGCCAAGCUUUACAAGACAAUCGCAAAUCUCAUCGAAAGAAAGCAACGGGAGAGGAAGAUCAGAGCAGACGUGCUAGCAAGAGCUGACAGGAAAGAUGUCCGUGAAGACUCGUCUUUGCUUGCAAAAUCUGAUAAAGACAGAUUGGAAGAGCUGAAACAUAUAAUUGAAUUGCUUGAUGUUGCUAUUCUUCGUAGUGACGCUGCCACCUUCGUAUUGAGGGAUUUGCCAGGUGGACCUAGUUCCCAAUUCAGUAUUGGGGAGUGAAUAUAGAUUAAUUUAUGAUUAUUAGUACAACAACGAUGAUAUUUUAUAUUGCAAUGAAUAAGAGAUUGACUGCAGAUGGAUGUAUUGUCACCUUUAGUCGUCUUGUCCGCCGUGGUAGAUCUCCUGGCCUUUCGAUUCAAAGCGGCUGUU